AUGUCUGCUGCUACCCUCGCCAAUUCCUUCUCCACAGGCAAUACUACCACAGCAAUUAUUGUCCCAGGAAAGCAACCUCUUACGAUUACCUAUAAACAGCUCACCGCCGAGAUAUCCUCAUUUCAAAAGAAGCUCGCCAAGCUUGGUGUCACACCACAAGCUGCAGUAUCAAUUGCUCUACCAAAUACCUAUGAAUUCAUUAUUGCCUUCUUAGCAGCAUCAUGGCAAAGAGGAAUUGCUGCACCUCUCAACUCCGCAUACAAGCAAGAGGAAUUCGAAUUCUAUAUUGAUGAUUUGAGCUCAGCAGUUGCUCUCGUUCCCAAGGAUUCGUUUCAGAAAGAUGGACCUGCGGUGAGGGCUGCAAGAAAAUACAAUGCGGCUAUUGCAGAAUGUUACUGGAAUGGCAGUGAGGUUGUUUUGGAUGUUAAGGAUGAGGGAAAAUUGAAGGGGAAAGGAAAUCAAAAGGUUGAGCAGGCGCAACCAGAUGAUGUUGCUUUAGUUUUACAUACCAGUGGAACGACGGGAAGACCAAAGGCUGUGCCAUUGACACACAGAAACCUCACUACAACUAUGAAAAACAUACAAGCUACAUACAAGCUUACUCCUGCGGAUCGUACCAUGCUCGUUAUGCCUCUAUUUCACGUUCAUGGACUUUUAGCGGGUUUCCUAGCUCCAUUAACGUCCGGUGGUUCUGUCAUCGUUCCCCCUAAGUUCUCUGCUUCAGAAUUCUGGACCGAUUUCAUUACACACAAAGCAAAUUGGUAUACAGCCGUUCCAACUAUCCAUCAAAUUCUCUUGAAGAAUCCACCGCCCACAACCAAGCCCAACAUUCGAUUCAUCCGAUCAUGUUCUUCCCCUCUGUCUCCAACCACUUUCCACGCUCUGGAAGAAACAUACAAUGCUCCUGUCCUUGAAGCCUACGCCAUGACAGAAGCGUCCCAUCAAAUGACAUCCAAUCCUCUUCCACCGGGAAAACGUCAACCUGGCUCUGUGGGAAUUGGUCAAGGAGUUGAAGUACGAAUUCUCGAUGGCGAGGGUAAAGAAGUUCCGAUUGGUUCUGAAGGAGAAAUUUCUAUUCGCGGCGAGAACGUCACGAAAGGUUAUCUCAAUAAUGAGAAAGCCAACAAGGAGUCCUUUACCAAAGAAGGAUUUUUCAGAACUGGUGAUCAAGGAAAAAUGGACAAAGAUAGAUAUGUGUUUAUCACUGGCCGUAUUAAGGAACUUAUCAAUAAAGGAGGCGAGAAAAUCUCUCCUAUUGAGCUAGACAAUGUUCUAGCCCGUCACCCUGCUGUUUCCGAAGCUGUCAGCUUUGCUAUACCCGAUGAAAUGUAUGGUCAAGAUGUUUGUGUUGCUAUUGUAUUGAAGCCAGAUCAAAAGUUGACUGCAUCAGAGUUGAAGCAAUGGAUUGCGGAUAAAGUGGCCAAGUUCAAGGUGCCAAAACAGGUAUACUUUUCGGAUGUCAUGCCAAAGACAGCUACAGGAAAGAUUCAAAGGAGAAUAGUGGCAGAUACUAUGCUUAAGCAACCUAAGGCUAAAUUGUAG
This is a messenger RNA of Botrytis sinoallii, 1542 nucleotides long. RefSeq lists its product as uncharacterized. Bases 1 to 1542 code for a protein of 513 amino acids. The record is from RefSeq and is a predicted model, not a curated record. NCBI's taxonomy places the organism in Eukaryota, Fungi, Ascomycota, Leotiomycetes, Helotiales, Sclerotiniaceae. The transcript has a single exon. Gene Ontology annotation, molecular function: medium-chain fatty acid-CoA ligase activity. Gene Ontology annotation, biological process: fatty acid metabolic process.